Molecule: messenger RNA, 1489 nt
Organism: Scomber japonicus (chub mackerel)
Lineage: Eukaryota; Metazoa; Chordata; Actinopteri; Scombriformes; Scombridae
Gene: tha1
Product: threonine aldolase 1
Exons: 7
Coding region: 36-1310 (424 amino acids)
Biological process (GO): L-threonine catabolic process; glycine biosynthetic process
Cellular component (GO): cytosol
Molecular function (GO): L-allo-threonine aldolase activity
Source: RefSeq, a predicted model, not a curated record
ACACCUUCAAUGAACAUGAUUGAAAGCUGCACAUCAUGUCUGUAAGAACAUUUUCUUGCAGGGUUUUCGUUAAUUUUUUGAACCACGCUGCAGUCACCUACAACAAGCCGCUUCAUGCUCGACAUGCAGCCGCCGUCAGAGGUUACUACACCUCGGGGAAGCCCAGAGACACCGGGGCAGGACGGGCGGCCCGGGUGCAGGUCGUGGACCUCCGUAGCGACACCGUGACCAAACCCGGUGCAGCGAUGCGUCAAGCCAUGGCGGAGGCCGAGGUUGGAGAUGAUGUGAUGGGCGAAGACCCGACUGUUAACGAGUUACAGAAAAUUGCAGCUAAUCUGUUUGGUAUGGAGGCCGCCCUGUUUGUCCCUACUGGAACUAUGAGUAAUCUCAUCGCAGUGAUGGUGCACUGCAGGGAGCGAGGCGAUGAGAUGAUUGUGGGUGAUCUGUCUCAUUUACACAUCUACGAGCAAGGAGGGAGCGCACAGCUGGCCGGUGUCCACGCCACCACGGUGAACACCCUUCCCGACGGGACGUUUGAUUUGGAGCAGCUGGAGUCAAAGAUCCGCCACGGGUACCCCGACCCCCACUACCCCCGCUCACGCCUCAUAUGUGUGGAGAACACACACAACAUACAGGGAGGACGUGUGUUGCCUCUGCCUUUCCUGCAGCAGGUGCGUGCAGUAGCGGACAAAUAUGGCCUGUCAGUUCAUAUGGAUGGAGCCAGGGUGAUGAACGCUGCUGUGGCCCAGGGUGUGCCUCCUUCCACUAUACUGCAGCACACACACACCGUCAGUGUGUGUCUCUCCAAGGGUUUGGGUGCCCCCGUGGGAACCAUGCUGGCUGGACCUAAAGAUUUCAUAUCCCGGGCAUUGCGGUGCCGUAAAGCUCUGGGUGGUGGGAUGCGGCAGGCUGGUGUAAUAGCAGCAGCUGGAAAACUGUCUCUGCUGGAGAUGGUGGGAAGACUGGAGGAAGACCACCACAAUGCAAAAACAUUUGCUCAAGCUUUGCUAGAGUGUGACCCUCCUCUGUUCGCUGUAGACAUGGCAGCCGUGGAGACAAACAUCCUGCGUUUCCGAAUACAGGAACCCACGUUGAGUCCCUCUGAGUUCUGUGCACGCAUGGCCCAGGUUGCGGAGGGAGAAGAGACUGCACUGGGACAGGGGAUCCAAGUCCUCAUGUACCCUCAUUUUGGAAAUUCAGUACGGGCUGUGUGGCAUCUCGGGAUAUCGCCUGAAGAUACACAGAUGGCCAUCCAGAAAAUGCAAUAUGUGGCUUCUCAGUUCUUGAAGGAAAAACUCAGAGCCCAGUGAAACCUGAUGUUUCCCCAAGUUUCUAAAACUAAUCUUGAGUAUUCUCAACAGACGAAUCUAGAAAAAGACUAAAUCAUAGGAUACUGCACUUUGGAUCAGAGUCCUCUUUAUAUUAAAGUUGUCAUAGCAGAGGUUGAAUCUGUUUGUUAGCAACCCCUAAAUAAAAUACCUCAACUAAA